Erinaceus europaeus (western European hedgehog) is the source of this 5460-nucleotide messenger RNA. RefSeq lists its product as uncharacterized. NCBI's taxonomy places the organism in Eukaryota, Metazoa, Chordata, Mammalia, Eulipotyphla, Erinaceidae. The coding region runs from base 1027 to 1734 and encodes 235 amino acids. The transcript is spliced from 2 exons. The record is from RefSeq and is a predicted model, not a curated record.
GAGGAAGCUCGACCCUGGGCUGCCAGCUCUCCUACGGAGAUACAGCCCGAGUCCCAGGUCCCAGGUCCCGGGUUCCGGGUGCGCACAGCCUGGCAGUACGUAAAGGCCUCACACUCGCAGUACCUCCUUCCCCCGCCGAGACCGCCCACGAAAGGAAGCACGGAUCGCCCUGACUGCAAAACUCCUUUUGCCAUCACAAGCCCUAGGACCGGAUCUGGACACCGUUCAGAUCCGCGAGGAAGAAGCUCCCAACAGCUCCAGAACUUGUGUGGGAAGGGGGGGGGGGGUUUCCAGUGGGUGCUGGAAGGAGGCGGGGGCACGAUCGGGGAGGUAGAUUGGGGCAGGCAUCCCGGGCGCGCAGAAAACUGAGGCACCCAACGAGAGUUUAAAGACCUUUGGUGGCAACAUCUGGGGGACCCGGAGGAGGGGGUGCGGGAGGCAGUGGGCAUGCGGGCGAGCGCAGUCCUCACCGGGGCGCGCAAGCGGUGGCCCUUUGUUCGCAGGCUCCCGCGGCCCUCGGCUCUCAGACACGUUCUUUCUCCGCAUCUUUCGCAAAGCGCCUCCCCAGGGCGGCAAAGACCUGUGAGUCAUCCACAGCAUCCUUGAGAAACUGCCCCCCCCCACAUCCCCUGCCUUGGUUAACUGUCCCCCAAGAGCUGGACUUUGGGGCAGCGAGCCCUGGAGUUAGGCCCCUGGGGAACCCCCAGGCCAGCCGCAAUCAACCCGCGGGGGUAUCGCAGGCUCUCCUUCUCCGAGGCCCCAGGGUCACCCCCGCCAUACCAGUGUCCGGGCUCUCGACACUCCCCGAAGCGCGGCAUCGCGCCCUCACGUCGGCUGGGUGCUCCCUCCGGGCCGGUUGGCUCCCGGGCCCUCACACCCUCCAACCGCCCUGUGGGUGCCGCACGCUUCCAACCUGCAAACAGGCCCCCGAAGUGAGCCGGGCGCGCGCAGAGGGGCAACCCAGGCCACGGCACCCUCGCACGCUGCCCAGUGCGCCCGGGAGGACGCGGGGCUGGACGGCGGCGCAUGGAGACCUACAUGCCGCCGCUUCCCUCCGCAGCCAGCAGCAGCAUCUCCCGGCUCCCCCCGGAGGCUUCUAGGCACGGAAAGGCUCCUUACCUCGGGCCAGGAGGGCAGAGGUGGCCAAAGGAGAUGGCGAGGCGUCCACCCUUCCGGGGCUCCCGCGCCCAGCCGUGCGGUGUCCUUUGUGUCGCGGUCUGCUGGCCUCGGCGCGGCGAGGUGGCCGUCGGCAGCGCGGGCUGGGCGAGGAGGCACCGCGGGGAGGAAGGCGGACUUGCCAGGAAGGUGAAGGGCGGAGGCUCCGGCGACCUUCAGGCCGCGCCGCGUGGCUGCCCAGCCCUCACUCCCCGGCUGCGCUCCUCCUCUCGGGGCCGACGCAUCACAGACUGCCCCCACCCCCGCCCGCACCCCCCUAGCCAGCCUCGCCUCGCACUUACACACGCGCUCUGGGGCGCCGAGGGGCUCGGCUCCGGCUCAUGCUCCUGCGGGGCGCUCGGCUGCUGUUGCUGCUGCCGCCGGCGGCGCGGGCACAGUCACCCCAUUUCUUUGCCUCCCGCUCGCCUUGAAGCUCCCGAGGCUGCGUGGAGCCCGGCGCAGCACGUCACAUGGUCUCUGCGGGCGGCCGCGCCUUCCCGCCUCGCAGUCGCCUUGCCCGGGAUGCGGCCACCGCGGCCGGCGGAACCUGAGCAGCCGGGACGGGGCGCAGCCCGGUGAAGGCGACUGGCCGCCUGCUCGCGGGGGAGUUGCAUUUCCGUAAAAUGGCGACAGGAACUCCCACCUGCGCGCCUGCCUGAGACCCACAUUGCAGCGCGCAAUAGGGGCGGGAGCGCAGGCAUUUAGUGACAGUGAACGUUCGGUCUCCGUGUUCCAUCAAAACAGGAAAGGGAAGGUGAAUCAUACUUCAUAAAUCAAUCUACCUGGGGUGCUCCAAGCAGGCAUCCGAGUCCUUACUGCAGUGGAAAGGCCACCACCAUGCACAGUCACAUUUACAGCACUGCAUCACUGACUCAUGUCUGAUUCCCCAUGAAUGCAGUCGCUGGGCUUUGACUGGCUCACAAGGUUCUUGACUAAACCUGAGACCUUGAAACGUCGAAUGGGAAGCAAAAUGACCCAGCUCAUUUAGGUGGCCUACCUCAGACAUACCUCUAAUACUGCUUCCCUCCUCUGUUUUAAGUUUUGUCCUGGUCCAGCUCUCCCAAUUUGCGAAAAGGAAAGUGAAUAGGGGCCCAGGCGGUGGUGCACCUGGUCAAGAGCUCACAUUACAGUGCACAAGGACCCAGAUUCAAGUCCUGCUUCCCACCUGCAGGGAGGAAGCUUUGUGAGUGAUGAAGCAGGGCUGCAGGUCUCUCUCUGUCUCUCUCUCCCUCUCCCCUCUCAAUUUCUCUUCUCUACCCAAUAAUAAAUAAAUAAAAAUAUUUUAAUUAAAAAAGAAAAAUAGCAUCUGUCUCACUGUCUUACUCUACAGAUUAUCAAAAAGUUGGGACUUCCCUCCCUCUUUCAUAAAUGUGUGAAAUAUUAGGAGGAAAUCACUGAUUUUAAAUAGUGUACACCACGCCUAGCAAAUCAUUCUGAUGAGUAGGUAAUAAACCUCAGUAAACUACACAGAACUCCAUGGGUCUGUUGAAGUGUUGAUAACUUAUUAAGGGCUGGGGAGAUAGCAUAAUGGUUAUAUAAAAAGACUGUCAUGCCUGAGGCACCAAAAGUCCCAGGAUCACCAGGUUCAAUCCACAGCACCAUCCUAUGCCAAAGAGGAGCAGUGCUCUGGUAAAAAAAAAAAAAAAAAAGUAUUCAUCCAUAUUUGUUUGGGGAGCAUCAUCUGAUUUCAAGUUUAUCACUUACCUUUAACAACAGUAAUUUGCUUGUUAGCUUCUAUGCCCCACAAAGGCCAUAUAUAUUAUCCAGAGCAGCACUCUGCCACAUACAAUGCUGGGGGCUGAACUAAGUACCUCAUGCUUGAGAGUCCAAUAUUUUAUCCACUAUGCCACCUCCCAGGAUGCUCCUAGUAUUUUUUAUAUAUUUAUUUUAUACUUUUAUAUAUUGUAUAAAUUAAUAAGUUUGUAAAAUUACAGUGUAUAGUUCCACACCACGCUCAUCACCAAAGUUCUGUAUCCUUUUGGGAGGUGGUUCCAAGGAUAACCACUAUAGUUCUCACAAGUCUUAGGAACAGUUUGCUUGCUUCAGGUUGUUUUUUUUUUCCAAAUUUAUGUGACUCAGUUCUGUAGAUUCCACAUAUGAGUGAAACUUUUUUUUAAUAUUUAUUUAUUUUCCCUUUUGUUGCCCUUGUUGUUUUAUUGUUGUAGUUAUUUUUUGUUGUUAUUGAUGUCGUUGUUGUUGGAUAGGACAGAGAGAAAUGGAGAGAGGAGGGGGAGAGAAAGAUAGACACCUGCAGACCUGCUUCACCACCUGUGAAGCGACUCCCCUGCAGGUGGGGAACCGGGGGCUUGAACCGGGAUCCUUAUUCUGGUCCUUGCGCUUUGCGCCACCUGCGUUUAACCCGCUGCGUUACCGCCCAACUCCCAGGCUUCUUUUUUUUUUUUAUUGUUGUAGUUAUUGUUGUUAUUGGAUAGGACAGAGAGAAAUGGAGAGAGAAGGGGAAGACAGAGAGGCAGAGGACAGACACCUGCAGACCUGCUUCACUGCUUGUGAAGUGACACCCCUGCAAAUGGGGAGCUGGGGGCUCGAACCGUGAUCCUUAGGCUGGUUCUUGUGCUUUGUGCCACAUGCGCUUAACCUGCUGCACUACCACCUGACUCCCGAGUGAAACUUUUUAAUUUGAAUUCAGUAGUGAUGAACUGAGCUUCAAGUCCUUGUGAAGUACUUCACAUGUAAAUGUUGCCUAUUUGGUCCUUUCAACCACUCAGUAUCUUUUUCUUUGCAUAAACAAGAAGGAUUCAAAGAGGCUACAAGGGUCCUGUUCACUGAAGACAGGACAUGAACAGGCAAUGAGGGGAGGGAUUCCAGUUUAGUUCUGAAUUCAAUGUCACCAUGGCAACUCAUUCUUUUGAGAGACAAGCAACAGGCUAAGCACUUCAUAGAGUCUCACAUCAACUUCACAGGAAGGCCAGCAAGAGAGCUCACCUGCAUAGUGCACCUGCUUUGUCAUGGGCAUGCAUGAUCCAGGUUCAAGUCCACCUCCACUACACUGGAGGGACUUUCAAUGUUGUGGUGUCUUUCUCUCUCUCCAUCUCUUUCAUUCUGCAAAAGUCAGCUUACAGAGGUGAAACCCAAUGAGGAUAAAAAUAAAUGAACACAGGAGUCGGGCAGUAGCGUAGUGGGUUAAGCACACAUAGCACAAAGCUCAAGGACCAGUGUAAGGAUCCCAGUUGGAGCCCCCAGCUCCCCACCUGCUGCGUCACGUCACAGGCGGUGAAGCAGGUCUGCAGGUGUCUAUCUUUCUCUCCCCCUCUCUGUCUUCCCCUCCUCUCUCCAUUUCUCUCUGUCCUAUCCAACAACAACGACAUCAAUAACAAAAACAAUAAUAACUACAACAACAAUAAAUAAAACAAGGGCAACAAAAGAGAAAAUAAAUAUAAAAAAAAAUAAGUGAAAACACAAACUUCAACAGUUUUCCUAAGAAAUGCAGACUAGCUUAAUCGCUGGUUCAGGGGUUAAAUAAUUUAGGCCAAACCUACACAGCUCUAAUUUGGCAUAUCUAGCUCUUGAUUCUGGGACUAAUUACACAAAUUGAUUCUCUGUAAAACAGAAAAGAAAAAGUGUUAAAGACAAAGACAGUUAACCAAACUGUAGGAAGAAGAGAAACCCCAGAUAAUGGGAGGCCUUAAGAAACCCUCUCUCCCCGUGAUAUAUUUUAUCCUCACAGUUCAUAAACUUAUAAGUCCUAAGGCUAACCUUUCGCCAGACACAGCUAUACAGGAAAAGAACAAUAACUAAGGCAAUCAGACCCAGAGCUAUAGCCUCCCCUUCUGUGAGAAUGCUCUCUGCAGGGUGAAGCUAGAUAGCAGAAUGGUUAUGCAAACAGAUUUUCCUCCCUGAGGCCCCAAAGUCCCGGGUUCAAUCUCCUGCACCACCAUAAACCAGAAAACAUGCUUUCUGCUCUCAGCCUACAGCCGUAUAUAAGCCGUACCUUUCCUUUGUUCAGGGCCCAGCAUCCUUUAAAAGCACGAGCUCUGGGGGCCGGGUGGUAGAGGUGUGGGUUAAGCGGAUAUGGCUCAAAGCGCAAGGACGGGCGUAAGGAUCCGGAUCCAGCCCCCGGCUCCCCGCUUGCAGGGGGGUCAUUUCACAAGCAGGUCUGCAGGUGUCUUAUCUAUCUCUCCACCCUGUCUCCAUCUCCUCUCUUGAUUUCUUUCUGUCCUAUCCAACAACAACAGCUAUCAUUACAAUAAAAGCAACAACAAGGGCAAUAAAAAUAGGAAAAUGGCUUCCAGGAGCAGAGGAUUCGUGGUGCAAGCACUGAGUGCCAGCAAUAAACCUGGAAGCAAA